This is a messenger RNA of Oppiella nova, 560 nucleotides long. Lineage: Eukaryota; Metazoa; Arthropoda; Arachnida; Sarcoptiformes; Oppiidae. The record is from the annotation of a GenBank genome assembly.
UUUUUAUAGUUUGCUAAAAAUAUUACUAAAUUUGCAAAAACCCUGACAGGAAGGGAACGGGACCCCAAUCGGAGGAGGCAUACGGACAGACACUACUGAUGGACAGACCGACAGCCCCGCAGCUAUCGGUGGGUGACGUGACCUUUGACUCCAUAGAGAUAGUGUGGAGUUUCCCUCUGGAAAGCCCUAACCUAACGGUGGCGCUGACGACAAUCAACGGGUAUUACAUAUACUCUAAAAGCCAUUCCUCUCAAUGGAUGGAUAAACAGAUUCGUCAGAAAAUCAGUUCCUAUACUGCGAUAGACUUACUCUGCGGUACACUCUAUCAGAUCCGUCAGAAAAUCAGUUCCUAUACUGCGAUAGACUUACUCUGCGGUACACUCUAUCAGUUUUAUGUCGUGGCGUACAAUGCGAUGGGAAAGGGAGACCCGAGUGAUGCCAUUGCUAUUAAGACUAAAGGAUCAGCGCCGUCAUCUCCCAAACAUAUGUCUGAAUUGGUUGUGGCGAACACGACGUCGGCGCUCAUCCGUCUGGACGGCUGGCCAUCAAACGGCUGUCCC